Ustilaginoidea virens is the source of this 1848-nucleotide messenger RNA. RefSeq lists its product as uncharacterized. Lineage: Eukaryota; Fungi; Ascomycota; Sordariomycetes; Hypocreales; Clavicipitaceae. The record is from RefSeq and is a predicted model, not a curated record. The transcript is spliced from 3 exons. Bases 1 to 1848 code for a protein of 615 amino acids. Gene Ontology annotation, biological process: regulation of transcription by RNA polymerase II. Gene Ontology annotation, cellular component: nucleus. Gene Ontology annotation, molecular function: RNA polymerase II transcription regulatory region sequence-specific DNA binding; DNA-binding transcription factor activity, RNA polymerase II-specific.
AUGGCAUUCCCACCUCAGUACCGGGAAACGCCUCCUAGCUUGCCGAGCAUACUGUCCGCUGGUCCAGGACACUACCGUCGUCACCACGACAUGGCGUUCUCAGGAAGUCCUGCAAUCUCGAUACCAGGGCUAGAUACUAAAGACGACGUUCCUCCCCCAUUACCGCCACCUCGCCACCCAUUCCUGGACUCUGCUCAUGCUGAAGACUCCAGCAAGGGGGUUCGAGAAUUGGGGCAUUUCGUGCCGUCAAUUGGCAGUGGUUACGGCAGCAUGUGCUCCUCAGUCGCGGACGAGAGACCUCGUGUCAAAAGAAGGGACACCGCAAGUAGCAACAAUGCCGAUGAGGGCUAUGCCAGCUAUACCGCGGCUGAAAGGAUCCGUGAGUCCCGACCCACCGAGUUUCUGCAUCACAGCAAAUUCCACUUCCAGACAGCUGCCGACCUGCAUGGCGAUAGCAUGAAGAAGAAGUUGGAUCCGAUCCGCACAAUCGAGAGGUCUCCGCGAUCGAUGAACGUCUCGGCCCUGAGCGAGCAAGUCCGACGGCAUGGGGACCCUCGGCUUACAACUCUGAGCAUGCCCGUUCAACUGCCUAUACAUAGCCGUUCCGCGGUCGAUUCGCCAGUCAGGCUUUCUGAUACUGCCGUCUUCUCUGCAGUUUCUCCCAGACGUGCGACAUUUCGGCACUUUGCUGCGGACUCAUGGUUUCCCAAGGACGGGUCGGAUUAUGACCGUUCACCGAGGAGUCGCUCGCACCGGAACAAUAGCGAUGACGCCUCCAUCUACGGCGGGCACGAAUUCUCUGGCGCCGACGACAUGGAAAUUGACGAGGCUACAUCGCCAAAGAGACUUCAAGCCGACGAGGCGUAUGCCAUGACUGGCCACAAAAGAAGAGCCGCCAGUCCGCUGGCUGGCAGUCAUGUGCCUCAAGUCAGCGGUAGCACCGAUGCUCGUCGCCGAGAUUUGGGCUCGCGCGGAUCCCCGACGCUACGCCUAACCGUUGUUCCGCAAGCCUCGUCGGUGUCGUCAAUGUCGUCUGCCGCGAUUUCAAGAUCCAAUUCGUACAUUUCCACCAUGUCCAUAACUCCAUGCAGCGCGACGACAGCGCAGUCUUUCGGCCGUAGAUCACCUAUUCCCAAUUCGCCGGGCGGCAUCUCUCCAUCGUCUUGCAACUCCCCAUAUGCUACGCCUGCAUCUCUUAACCAGAGCCCACGCAACUCCAUAUCAGGCAGGGCCAAUGCGCACGGGCGCACGGUUUCUGGCUCCAGCCCCAGGAAAAUGUCGGAAAUGCAAAAACCAACUGGCUCCAAGGUGCAGCACGUCUACAUGUGCGAAUGCUGCCCCAAGAAGCCGAAAAAAUUCCAGACUGCCGGAGAACUAAGUGCGCACGAGGCGGAAAAGCAGUAUGAAUGCUCGUUCUGCGGCAACCGCUUCAAAAAUAAGAACGAGGCGGAGCGACAUCAAAAUUCACUCCAUGUACGCCGUCAUUCGUGGUCAUGUUCCGCUUUAUCUGGCUAUGACCGAGCAUUCCAUGACUCAACAAGCCAGCCUGGCGAAGCCGAUACGUGUGGCUACUGCGGUAACGAGUUCUCUCGAUCUGGCAAAGGCCCUGGGACUGGAGCCUUGAGCGGAGGCAUCGUGCCAAAGCACGCUACGUAUCAAGACUGGGAUGAGCGAAUUCGACAUCUUCGAGAGGUGCACAAGUUCCGAGAAUGCAACUCAUCCAAGAAAUUUUACAGGGCCGACCACUUUCGACAACAUUUAAAACACAGUCAUGCUGGAUCCAGCGGCAAGUGGACCAACAUGCUCGAAAACGCCUGCAUGCUGGAGGAAGACGCUGCACCCCGAUGA